Colletotrichum paranaense is the source of this 1569-nucleotide messenger RNA. RefSeq names its product cytochrome P450 3A19. NCBI's taxonomy places the organism in Eukaryota, Fungi, Ascomycota, Sordariomycetes, Glomerellales, Glomerellaceae. The transcript has 7 exons. The coding region runs from base 1 to 1569 and encodes 522 amino acids. Gene Ontology annotation, molecular function: iron ion binding; oxidoreductase activity, acting on paired donors, with incorporation or reduction of molecular oxygen; heme binding. The record is from RefSeq and is a predicted model, not a curated record.
AUGGAUUCGCCGAUCCUUGAGUUCCAGAGCGAGAAGCUUGGACUGCUCUCUGUGCCAUGGGGCACUACGGUGCUGUUUUUUCGGGCCAUAUGGGGAACACUGGCUCUCUACCUUGGCCUCUUCGGCGUAGCAAGUCCAAUCAUCUUGGCUCUUUACAACUACUAUCUUCAUCCCAUUGCACAUGUGAAAGGACCAUUCAUCGCGUCAAUAUCUCCGAUCUGGCUGAUUCGGUCCGUAUCAGGACAUCGACUCAAUAACGACAUCGAAAAGGUGCACGCCGAAUACGGACCUGUCGUUCGUAUCGGCCCCAACGAACUUUCGUUUGCCACAGAAGAUGCGCUCAAGACUAUUCACAACCCUGGCCCCGACGGUGGUCACUUUACGAAGCAGGGGACUAUUGAAUCUCUGCUGGCCAAACUCAUUUGGGCAGCUCCAAAUCUUUUGACCACCACCGAUCGAACUGCGCACAAGAGACUGCGUACCGCAUUACAGCCAGCCUUCACAGCCAAGGCGUUGAUGGAGCAGGAAGAUAUCGUUCAGCACCACGUGAAUCGGGCCGUCGAGUCUCUAGAUUCAAAACUUCAAGAGGGCAAGAUUGUGAGUAUCAGUGAUCAUGUUGGAAAGAUGAUUUGGAGCAUCGUUGGAGACUUGUCUUUCGGAGAGCCCCUCCUCCAUGAUCAAAUGAGCACGUACGAGAAAAUGAAAUACACUUAUGGGAAAGGAGCGCCACUCCUAGAACUCUUUCAAUUUCUGACAGAAACGCCCAUCUUCGGUGGGCUCGCAAAGCUACCGGUCAUGAUAGUUCCACACAUUUUCCGCGUCCCCAAAAAUUUCCUUCUGAUGAAUCAACUCAGAGGCUGCAUCGAGCGCCAAGGAGGGCGCAAAGACUUUCUGACCGCCAUCUUAUCCGCCAAAGAAUCUGCCGGAUUGACUCAGCCGGAGAUGUUGAGUAAUUCGGCCUUAUUCGCCAUGGUUGGUUACGAUACUUCCGCUACAACUCUAUCAGCAGUCUUUUACCACGUGUUGCGGGACCCAGACCACUACCAGCGGGUUCAGGGAGAAGUCCGAGAAGCAUAUUCCUCAAUCUCUGACAUCACGGCUCAGAGUGUUCUCCGACUCCCAUAUUUGAAUGCCUGCAUCCAAGAAACGCUCCGUCUCACGCCACCGAUCAACGGUCGUGGCUCUCAUCGCAUCUCACCUGGAGCUAUGAUUGAUGGGCUGUACGUUCCCAAAGGUGUCAAUGUCUCUGCUGAUAUUUGGACUAUUCAGCGUAAGCCCGAGUAUUGGGCUCUCGCUGACAAGUUUAGGCCUGAUCGUUGGCUUGACAAUGGUCCGGGCACCAUCUUUGAGCACGAUGUUCGGACCAGCUACCGGCCGUUCCUCGUUGGACCCCGGGUGUGCAUUGGUCGCGAGAUGGCUUUGCAGUCCAUCCGUCUGACAGUAGCCAAAGUAGCAUUUUCGUUUGAUCUAGAAAUGGCUAACAAGGAUACUUUCGUGUGGGAGAGAGAUGCAGGGAAUGAUUAUGUCUGGCAUGACUAUCAUGUCUUGGUGAGGAAAAUGGCACAUUAA